Messenger RNA from Botrytis porri, 1094 nucleotides. RefSeq lists its product as uncharacterized. Lineage: Eukaryota; Fungi; Ascomycota; Leotiomycetes; Helotiales; Sclerotiniaceae. The record is from RefSeq and is a predicted model, not a curated record. Gene Ontology annotation, biological process: mitochondrial fission. The transcript has 4 exons. Gene Ontology annotation, cellular component: mitochondrion. Bases 255 to 1094 code for a protein of 279 amino acids.
CCAGCAACAAGCAACCCCCCCCCCCCCCCCCCCCCACUCGUGGAUAUCGCCAUUUCCCCAUGCCAGGACCGGACGAGAACACCGGUUAAUACUUGACGAGUUCUUCCGUCCGAGGGCAUAGAAAAGGAAUGCGACAAAAGACACCAGUUUUUUUUUCACGAUUAAAACAGCUAAUCAGAUUUUGAAAGCUACUUGAUACACCAUUUACUGUUCACUGGUUUCCACUUCAAUAUCUUCAGUAUAAACAAGGAAAUAUGGCUGGAAAGGAUAGCAAUAACUCUCGAGGUCCACCCCCGACUAGUCUACCGGACGUGGAAAAGCUUCCUGAUGGAAUGCAAAAGAUCGUAGACAAAGCAGAUAAGGAGGACAACUUCUAUGAUGAGCUCUAUGAUGGAUAUGCUCCUCAGACCACCGAAAGCAAUAUUCGAUACGCGGCUUAUGCUACUCGCAUACGAACAGCCCUAUUAUCUGCGCAACGAUACGUAGCUUAUACAUCAGAUAUCGGGGAAUCUUUUCGACCCGUAGCUCAUCCAAACUGGGUUCGAGCAGCUUAUGGCGUCUCAUGGGCCUAUCUCAUUGGCGAUGUCACACAUGAGGGAUACAAGGCAUACUGUAGGAAUCAGGAGGUUUUGCAUCCGGAACUUCCGCGAGAAGCAAUGCACGAUCGAUACAAUGAUGCAAAGACGGAUCUUAAGAUAGCCGCCAAUGAGAACGGGGUGCCAUUAAAACCUCGUCAAGUUGCGCCACUGGAUGAUUACAGGACAGUAAUGGCACAGCGUGCCCUAUUUCAAGGAAUUGCUUCUAUGGGUUUACCCGCCUUUACCAUUCAUUCCAUUGUGCGGUACUCCGGUAAAUACAUGAAGAAUGUCAAGAAUGUAAGGGUUAGAACAUGGGGCCCCAUAGGUCUGGGACUGGCUGCUGUACCCGCUUUACCUUUCUUGUUUGACAAGCCUGUCGAGGAAGCAGUUGAAUUUGUAUUCCAUAAAGGCUUCGAGGCCUUCGGCGGUAAACCUGCCGUGGGUAACGCACCUGUCACGGGUCGGGAACAUUUGUUAGAGCGACCCGAGAAGGCAAAGAAAGAAAAAGAAUUGUGA